This is a messenger RNA of Ostreobium quekettii, 2409 nucleotides long. NCBI's taxonomy places the organism in Eukaryota, Viridiplantae, Chlorophyta, Ulvophyceae, Bryopsidales, Ostreobiaceae. The record is from the annotation of a GenBank genome assembly.
AUGGUCGCUCGUCCAACAGCAAGAUGCAGCAUCUGCUUUCUUUGGUUUUGCCUGCACAUCCAUGCCACGAAGGACAACUGGCAGCCUGCCUCUCGAGGGCGGUUCCCAUCCAUGGUGUCUGUCAAGGGUAGAGGCCGAUCGCAUGUCUGCUCCGGCGUGCUGAUCGGAAGCCGCUUCAUCAUCACGACGGCCAAUUGUGUGGAUGUUGUUGGACCAAAUCCCAUCGUGGCGGUGGGCGCGCGGGACAUCGACGAUGACAGGUGGGACGACGGCGUCGAGGAACUCAGAGUGGAGAGGGCGCACCGGCACCCUAACUGGACUGGAAGCAUUUAUGACGGCUACGACGUGGCACUGCUCCAACUGCCGCGGGAAAUCAUUGCGCCGAUGCCUCGAAUGGCCAACGAAAGCACCGCCCCGCACCCAAACACGAAGGUCCACAGCCUGGUCUUUGAGCAAAGCCUCGAGGCGGGGCUCUUCGUCGUGGUCAAUCCAGAGCUGUGCCCGAAUAUGGGGACCUUGAGCCCAGACAUGUUCUGCAUUUACUCAUCCACGUCAGGGAUGCAGCCAGGUUCUUCGGGGGGGCCAGUCCUGAUCCUCAAUGGCGCGUUGAAUUCGAACAGCGACGGCUUGGUAGACGAAAGCCAACAGCCCAGUAAAGACCUCCUUUUGGGCGUGGUCAGCUGCUCCAAUUUCUCGUCGCUUGAAGAGAGUGGAAUUGGAUGCACUGCGGUCAGCGCCUUCCGUCCCUGGAUCAAUUCCAUAGUAUCUCCACAGGUGGAUGCCAUUGACGACCCAACAAACAUUGCGGGGGUUGUGGUUUUCAUCUUUUUUCUAAUGGCUGCUGCAUUCUUUGGACCACAGGAAGCCGCUUUUCCUUUUCAGACUGAGAUGCAUCUCGUUAAGAGAAACAGAGAUCAAGUCACAGAUCACAGUGAAAACUGUGCAUUUGAAACGACAGCGCAUGCUGUCGUUUUCUUUUGUAUAUAUGCAAUUAUCCUCUGCAGUUGUAUAGCUGUGAUUUGGAGCCAUUUUGGGGAGGUUCGUGCUUCGGAUGAAUUAUUUAUUAGAAUAAUGGACGCCGCAAGCCCCUUGUACAGGCGCGCAGUGUCCUUGCUUCCACCGUAUCUUCAAGUUGUGCAUCUAACUUCGACGGGAGGCAAUGGACACGAACAAAAUUUUGACAUGGGUGGAAUCGUCGCCAUCGUGGCAGCCGGGGUCAUUUCAUCUUAUUUAGUCCUAAAUUUCAUCAGCAAAGCAAUGGGCAUGAGGGGAAAGGCUGCCAGCAUGGACCAGUUGCGCCAAAUUGGCAAUGUCCCAAAUGUAUGCAAACAUUACGUCCACCGAGGCAAGGCCGAAGACGACAUACAAGAGUGGUUGACAGACCAACCAGCAGACGACAGUCAUCCAAGGGUGGCCAUUGUAGGCAUGGCAGGGAUUGGAAAGACAGCGCUGGGCACAUCAGUCAUCAAUAGCAUCAAAGCCUUGGCUCAUUUCUGGAGCGGUAUCUUCUGGUUGCAAUCCGGGGCACCUGGUCCGGAUGCAGUUCUCGCCAUCAUUCGGGAGAUUCACAGACGAAUGACAGAAAUGUUUGUUGAUGGACCCUUCGUGGCAGACAGGGAGCAGGCCGGGUUGGGAGUUGAUGACCUCGUCACAAGAAUCAACAACAAGCUGCGAAGAAGAUCGUGCCUCUUGGUUCUUGACGGGGUGCUGGAUCCGAAGAUGCUGGAAAGUGUAUUGAAACUCAGAUGUGCUCUGCUCGUUACUUCCCAGGUGAAGGGCAUUUUUGACAACCACGUGCAAUUCAAGCGCGUUGAAGUUUUACCUCUUGAUUUUGUCAGCUCGCGAAAGCUGUUUCUGAACCUGGUGCCAGCCGCUGUCCAGCUCAAGGGAGUGGAGGAGCUACUGCAGUCAUGUGGAGGACACCCCCUUGCGCUGUCCAUCAUGGGAACACUGUUCCAGGAUGCAAUGAGGGCAGAAGGGGCAGCCAGUGCGGCUGCUAUUGAUGAUCUGAUGGCAGAACUUCGGGAUCCGUACUGCAGGUUGCAGAUGCGCAUCAAAUCCGAUGUCGUCUUGCACAGCGCUGACGUGGAGAGGCACUCAAAUGUCAGCAGAUGCUUCGAUUUCGCACUGGACGCCCUGAGUUGGAACGAAAGGAAGGUCUACAUGUCACUGGAAGCGCUGCCAAUUGGGUUCCAGUCCACAAUUGGUGAGUUGGGCACUGUGUGGAACUUGCAGGAUGACCAGGCACUGCAAAUGGCAGAAAAGCUUGAGCGCCAUUUCCUCAUUCAACGGGAGGUGUGCAGCGAGGGAUCUAAGACUGUCCCAACACUGUGGGUCUUGCACUCACUUCAACACGACUACCUCAAAAUGCUGAGGGUUUCAGCACCGCAAAAUGUGCCACAGCAAUAA